CUCCUUGCGCAGCCGCCGCCAAAGCCUGGAGAAGUGGAAUCUCGCCGGCGCCGCUGCCUGCGCGGGACUCGCCGAGGCGCAUUGGGCAUGCUCAGUCGCCGGAGUCCGUGCAGCUCUCAAGUAGGAAGCUCGUGCGCUGCACCCGCAGCUGAUCUGGGCGCACCCGUGAGGGCGAGAUUGGAGUGGAGCGGCCGGGAGCCCGAGCCUUGGCGAGCGCCGUGCGCACUGCUGGCUGGAGCUGCCUUGGUUGAGCCGCUGUGCACUGUAGCCAAGCAUGCAGUGGUCGGAUCUGCCCUGUCGUGCAACAGAAACCUUUGCUGGAUGGAAAAUCCAUAAAAGAAAGCUCCUGUGAAAAGCUGAGAGAGCCAACUCAAGCCACAACAGUUUCUAGGUGUACUCUGACUGCUGACCUCCUAGCUGUUAAGAGACCGGGAAAAGGGAGCUUGCUUUCCAAGCUUUGUACCAAAGACCUGAGAAACAUUUCACAUUAUAAUCCAUUUCCUGCACCACUGCUGACGGCCGGCGAUCCGUGUCAGAAGCCCUUCCAGCGGACUCCAGCGUGGACACCUUUGCAGUGUUUAUGGCCAGCAGCGGAACCACAGAGGUCGCAAGUCGAAACAGCCCCGCCACACCACCCAACACCCUUAAUCUCCGUUCCUCCCACAAUGAACUGUUGAAUGCUGAAAUAAAGCACUCCGAAGCCAAGAACAACACACCCCCCAAAUGCAGGAAGAAAUAUGCACUGACUAACAUCCAGGCGGCCAUGGGCCUUUCCGAUCCGGCUGCCCAGCCCCUGCUGGGAAAUGGCUCGGCCAACAUCAAGCUGGUGAAGAAUGGGGAGAACCAGCUACGCAAGGCUGCUGACCAGGGGCAGCAGGACCCCAACAAGAACAUCAGCCCCACGGCCGGCAUCAACAUAACUUCUGAGAAGUUAGAGGGUAAAGAACGCCCCCCACAGGAGUCCUCAGGCUGUGAGAUAUUACCCUCCCAGCCCAGGAGAACUAAGAGCUUCCUAAAUUACUAUGCAGACCUGGAAACCUCAGCCCGUGAGUUGGAGCAGAACCUGGGCAACCAGCACGGGCCGGGGGACGAGGAGAAGUCCCAGCCAGGCCAAGGCCCAGCCUCCACCAUCGCAGGCAAUGGUGAUGCUCUGUUGCAGAAACCCAAUAAGCGCCAGGCCAGCCCCGAAGACGGUCAAGUUGCCACGGUGUCCUCCAGCCCAGAGACCAAAAAGGAUCAUCCUAAAACAGGAGCAAAAACCGAUUGUGCACUCCACCGAAUCCAGAACCUAGCACCAAGUGAUGAGGAGUCCAGCUGGACCACCUUGUCCCAGGACAGUGCCUCGCCCAGCUCCCCAGAUGAAACAGAUAUAUGGAGUGAUCACUCAUUUCACACCGACCCGGAUUUGCCGCCUGGCUGGAAGAGAAUCAACGACAUCGCUGGAACCUACUACUGGCACAUCCCCACGGGAACCACUCAGUGGGAGCGGCCUGUCGCCGUCCCAGCCGACGUCCAGGGCUCCAGGAAGGGGUCCCUUAGUUCUGUAACAUCAUCUCCCACCCCAGAGAAUGAGAAACAGCCAUGGAGUGAUUUUGCUGUUCUGAAUGGGGGAAAGAUUAAUAGUGACAUUUGGAAGGAUUUGCACGCAGCCACGGUGAACCCGGAUCCCAGUUUGAAAGAGUUUGAAGGCGCAACUCUACGCUAUGCAUCUCUGAAACUCAGAAAUGUGCCGCAUUCAGACGAUGACGAUUCCUGUAGCAUCAACAGUGACCCGGAAGCCAAGUGUUUCGCCGUGCGCUCCCUGGGGUGGGUGGAGAUGGCCGAGGAGGACCUCGCACCUGGGAAGAGCAGCGUGGCCGUCAACAACUGCAUCCGACAGCUCUCCUACUGCAAGAAUGACAUCCGUGACACAGUUGGCAUCUGGGGAGAGGGAAAGGACAUGUACCUAAUCCUGGAAAAUGACACGCUCAGCCUCGUGGACCCCAUGGACCGGACCGUGCUGCACUCCCAGCCCAUCGUGAGCAUCCGCGUGUGGGGCGUGGGCCGCGACAACGGUCGGGAUUUCGCUUACGUGGCAAGAGACAAAGAUACAAGAAUUUUGAAAUGUCAUGUAUUUCGAUGUGACACGCCAGCAAAAGCCAUCGCCACAAGCCUCCACGAAAUCUGUUCCAAGAUCAUGGCCGAGCGAAAGAAUGCCAAAGCCCUGGCCUGCAGCUCCUUGCAGGAGAGGACCAAUGCAAACCUGGAUGUCCCUUUGCAAGUAGACUUUCCAACACCAAAGACAGAGCUGGUGCAGAAGUUCCACGUGCAGUACCUGGGAAUGCUGCCUGUAGACAAACCAGUCGGCAUGGACACCCUCAAUAGUGCCAUCGAAAGUCUCAUGACCUCAUCCAACAAGGAGGCUUGGCCAUCGGUGAACAUGAACGUAGCUGAUGCUACUGUGACGGUCAUCAGUGGAAAGAGCGAAGAGGAGAUCUUGGUGGAGUGUCGCGUGAGGUUCCUGUCCUUCAUGGGCGUGGGGAAGGAUGUCCACACGUUUGCCUUCAUCAUGGACACGGGCAACCAGCGCUUCGAGUGUCACGUGUUCUGGUGCGAGCCGAACGCCGGGAAUGUGUCCGAGGCGGUGCAGGCUGCCUGCAUGUUGCGGUAUCAGAAGUGCUUGGUAGCCAGGCCACCUUCCCAGAAAGUGCGGCCACCUCCCCCCCCAGCCGACUCAGUGACCCGGCGAGUCACCACCAAUGUAAAACGAGGGGUCCUGUCCCUCAUUGACACUUUGAAACAGAAGCGCCCCGUCACCGAGACGCCAUAGCUGCGUGGCCAGAGACUGCGCAGCAUCGAGCUGAAGGGUCGGGAGCCACGCUAAGGGGACAGGGCACCACUGGCUUGGCCGGCUCCGGGGCUGGUGCUGCAUCCACUGAGAACAGCUCUUUCACCAAACAGUGUUAGACAAGCAUGCCCUCCCAUCUUGCUUGCCGCCAUCCUGUGACCGGAAAAGAAGCAUGAGGACUUGUUUUUGCCGUCAGAGUCACUUCACGGGCAGUGGAAGGCCCUUUCCUUACUGUAAAUAUCGUGGACGUUGUUUCACGUCACACGCGUGCGGAGCAGAGCACAGCCAAGGCCAUUCCCGGGGACCUGCCAACAGCUGCACGUCCCCAGAGCGAACGCCGCCUGCCCCCCUGUUAGUUUUACUGUCUUCUGGACUGGCCCUGUCCCAUCAAGGCCACCUUCUCAGUCCUCCAGCACUUUGUCCCGUUGUCCACCUGGGACUAGACUCUAUAGCCGAUUUCACUGAGCUGUACAAAUGGGAUGCGUCUUUGUUUUAGUUUUUCAUGAACUUGAACCUGUUGGUUGAUAAAUUUGACUGUUGGCAUUGGUCUGGAAGCCGACUGGCAGUUUUCCCAGACGAGCCCUGUGGCACACGGAUGCCAUUUCAAGUCUACAGCUGUUUGUGGGAUGUUGGGGGAAAACAAAGCAAAACAUUGAUGAGAAACAAAUGAAAUUUGGAAAAAUUAAAGUCAAACAAAAAGUA
Molecule: messenger RNA, 3529 nt
Organism: Ochotona princeps (American pika)
Lineage: Eukaryota; Metazoa; Chordata; Mammalia; Lagomorpha; Ochotonidae
Gene: APBB2
Product: amyloid beta precursor protein binding family B member 2
Exons: 17
Coding region: 581-2809 (742 amino acids)
Biological process (GO): regulation of DNA-templated transcription
Cellular component (GO): cytoplasm; nucleus
Molecular function (GO): amyloid-beta binding; transcription factor binding
Source: RefSeq, a predicted model, not a curated record